Messenger RNA from Owenia fusiformis, 2619 nucleotides. Lineage: Eukaryota; Metazoa; Annelida; Polychaeta; Sabellida; Oweniidae. The record is from the annotation of a GenBank genome assembly.
CUUUACACGUUUUAUGGUGGAUAUUCUCUGCUCCUAAACUUUUUUUAGCAAUGGCUUCGAAUCUGACGUCAUUUACAACAGCGCCACUUGCGGUCACUUUUGGAACUAAAAUAUUAGAAUGAAUUCAAUCAUAGAGACCAAAUUAAUUACAAUCGACAUAAAUACUGAAUAAAAAGUAAGAUGUGAAUAUGUCUUAGAAAAAGAAGUGGUUAUUGCAGAUGAAUGAUUUCAGAAAAGCUUGGAAAGCUAAUAUUUACUGGAACCAAGGUGCUCGUGACGUCACUUUAAACUGAGGUUGUAAAGUGUAAAUGAGGUGUCAUUUACUCAUCAAAUUAUUCAAUAAUUCGUGUAAGAAAACCAUAGUAUUUGAUACUGAUGCAGUUCCCUUUUCAAAAUAAUUCAUUUGUUAUAAACUACUGCACAUUCAAUAAAAAAAUAUCAGUGGUAAUUGUGAAUACUUCGUCCCACUUUAUUAUGUUUAGAAAAAACCAAUAUGGCGACGGAAGCUCUGAGAGUUGCAGAAAAUCAACAAGACUCAAUAGAAGCUCUCAGUCGCGAAGCAGAGCUACUAAAGACAAAGCUAGAAGAAGAAAAGGCAAAGCUAAAUGACGUUGAUUUGGCUGUUGUAGCACAAAGACUUGAAAAUGUGCCUCCCUUAAACAUCAAGGUUCGCAGAGUUUUGAAAGGUCAUCAAGGCAAGGUGCUAUGCAUGGGAUGGUCUACAGAUAAGCGUCAUAUUGUUAGCUCAUCUCAGGAUGGCAAAAUGCUUGUUUGGGAUGCAUUCACAACAAAUAAAGAGCAUGCAAUAACAAUGCCUACCACUUGGAUUAUGGCUUGUGCAUAUGGUCCUUCUGGCUCAGUUGUUGCUUGUGGGGGCCUUGACAACAAGUGUACUAUUUAUCCUCUGUCUUUGGAAGAAGAUCCAGCUACUAGAAAGCGCACAAUUGCAACUCAUACAAGCUAUCUUUCAUGUUGUCGCUUCACUAAUUCCGAUAACCAGAUUCUGACAGGAAGUGGUGAUAGCACCUGUGCAUUAUGGGAUGUCGAGAGUAGCACUAUGAUUCAAAGUUUUCAUGGACAAGCGGGUGAUGUAAUGAGUCUCGAUUUAUCUCCUUCAGAAAGUGGAAACACAUUUGUAUCCGGGGGUUGUGACAAAAUGGCCAUGGUGUGGGAUAUGCGCACAGGGACUUGUGUUCAGGUGUUUGAGGGGCAUGAUUCUGAUAUCAACUCUGUAAGGUUCUACCCCAGUGGGGAUGCAUUCGCAACAGGCUCAGAUGAUGCAACAUGUCGACUGUUUGAUCUGCGGGCAGAUCGAGAGGUGAACUGUUACACAAAAGAGAGCAUCAUUUUUGGCUGCAACUCUGUUGAUUUUUCCCUAAGUGGACGUCUUUUAUUUGCUGGUUAUAAUGACUACAACAUCAAUGUUUGGGAUGUGCUAAAAGGCACCCGCAUACAGCUGCUGUAUGGGCAUGAGAACAGAGUUAGUUGUCUGGGGAUGUCCCCAGAUGGCACUGCUUUAUGUACAGGAAGUUGGGACCACACUUUGAGAGUAUAUGCAUGACAGUGAGACGCUGCAUUAGGAGAAUAUCAACUCAACAUUAUAAAUUAUGCCAACAAACAUUGUAUAUAGGAAAUAUUAGAGGUAGUGGAAGGGACAGAGAGUGUUCAGUUCAACAAUUUCAAAAAUCCUACUUUUAAUCUUUGAAAAAAAACUUGUUUUUUUUAGAGAAUAAGGCAGGACAUUGAGUGAUGAGGGCAAAAAGAUAUUUGUAAAAUGUUGUGCUUUCAACUCACCUUUAUCCCUUCUACUGCCAUUAAUGGGUGAUUAAUUAUCUGUUAGAAAACAUUUCAUAUCUGCAAUUAUAAGUUACAGUCAUUUAGUUAGCCCAGUGUGGGUAACUAGUCUAGGGUAUGAUACAUUAUUUACAUUAUUUCUGAUACCUUAGUUUCUCUGUGUGUUCUCAUUAAUUAUGUGAAACUAUUGCAUAAAGGGUACCAUGAGGAAUAUAUGAUCAGUGGUUAGAGUUACACAUCAGGUUUAUUUGCUUUGCAUUUUGACAAAAAAGCUCGUAACGAACGAUUUUUGAGGUGCUAAAAUUAUAGGCAAGAAAUCCUUCGUUAUGAAGCUUUUUGCAAAAAUGCUUCACCAUGAAGCAAUUUAAGCCCCCUAUAUAAGGGGUAUCAGAGAGACGAUAUCUCAAAGAGGAUAAAAAUAGAAGUAUUCACAGAGAUAAUGAACUAUUGGGAAUUAAGUAACGAACUGGUGUACUGAUGAAAUAGUUAGGACAUGUUUAAUUGAGGCUGGAGGGAGGAGGCAAAAAAGAAUCAGUGCAAUUGUAGUGAAAAAACUAUAGUCCAGGAAGUUGGUCUUGAAUAAAUCAUAAAUCUGUUACCAUUUCUGGUAUUAUUAUUGAUAUCAUUUGGUAUUUGGGAAAGCCUAAUCGGAAUGUGAUUUAAGCAUCAAUGACAUUUUUAUAUGUCCGAGAUAUUUAUCCCUUGUAUGGUAGAAUUUUAGUGCGUAAUAAACCAGGUUACUCAAAUGCUUGUAUUUUAAACAUUCUAGUCAGAGAUGAGCUUGUAGUUGCAUUUAUUUACUGUUGUUUAUAUUGAUGCUGUUAU